CUCUCUCAGUCUGUUUGUCUGUCUCUCGCUCUCUCUCUCUCUCUCUCUGUCCGUCUCUCUCUCUCUGUCUCUCAGUAUCUCUCUCUCUGUCUGUCUGUCUGUCUGUCUGCCUGUCUGUCUGCCUGCCUGUCUGUCUGCCUGUCUGUCUGCCUGUCUACUUUCCUGUGUGAGUGUGAGUAUGUCUGUCUGUCUGCCUCUGUCUGUCUGUCCUUCUGCUGGCCUGUUUCAACAUUUUUAAUGUUUUUAAAGAGAAUUUAUUUUUUAUAUUUUAUUUAUAAUUUAUUUUUUAUAUUUAAAACAUUAUUUAUAUUUUCUAUUAUAUUUUUUCACCAAAAUUAUACUUGGGGUGGGACUGCUCUCGGUCUGUGUCUGUCUCUCUGUCUCUCUCUCUCAGUCUUUCUCUCUGUCAGUUUCUCUCUCUGCCUGUCUCUCUGUCUCUCGCUCUGACUCUCUCUCAGUCUGUUUGUCUGUCUCUCGCUCUCUCUCUCUCUGUCCGUCUCUCUCUCUCUGUCUCUCAGCAUAUCUCUGCCUGCCUGUCUGUUUGUCUGUCUACUUUCCUGUGUGAGUGUGUCUGUCUGUCUGCCUCUGUCUGUCCUUCUGCUGGCCUGUUUCAACAUUUUUAAUGUUUUUAAAGAGAAUUUAUUUUUUAUAUUUUAUUUAUUUAUUUAUAUUUAUUUAUAUUUAUUUAUAUUUAUUUAUAUUUUAUAUUUUAUAUUUAAAACAUUCAAACACAUUAUCUAUAUUUUAUAUUGUAUAAAAAUAAACAGUUUGACAUUGAGAUUAUGAGUGGAUGGUUCUUAAUUAAAGGUCAUGUGUUUUGUUUAUUUUGCAAUCAUGAAACAUUUUUGGUUUGUUAAAAAAACCUUUCCUCUUUCAUUAAGAGAUGACAUCUUACCUUAAAAUUAGUAUAAUUACUCUGAGACAUUAUUAUUAUUAUUAUUAUUAUUAUUAUUAUUAUUAUCAUCAUUAAAACACAGAAGAAGUAACUUUGUUUAUACAGUACCUUUCAUAGCAAAGGCACAAGGUGCUUUACAUGAGAGAAUCAAGAUUAAAACAGGACUACGUUUCCAAAUUAAAUCAGUAAAUUAAAUUAAACAGAAUACAAUGUAUCACAAUGAUAUAAGAUUUAAAAAGAGUAAAAUAAAUAAAUAAAUAAAUAAAAUACAUACAAAAUGAAACUAAAUAAAAUGGUUUAAAGAUGUUUUGAGAAGUGGUUUAAAAGACUUUGAAAACAGAGCAGAGGAGCCCUGACAGCAAAGGCCUGGUCACCUUGUUCUUGAUCAAGGAUUUACAAAGCUGAAUCACCAAUCAGGAAAAGUGGACAACUGUAUCACAGGGACCCCAAAAGCCCCAAGAUCACGUUAUAUCUGCUGGUUGUACCAUUUAUGAGUUUGAACCACAGAUUAUUCAUUACUGAAUCUUGUGAUUUGUUUUAAAACCUUUAAACAUUAUCAGAAAACUGUUAAAAUUAAUUAACUGUAUAACUGAGUGGUAACCAAUUAAGAUAGUGGUGAUAUGAUCUUGUCUAGCUGAAUUUGCUUAAAGUCUAGCAGCUCCACUCUGUACCAGCUGAAGGAGCAAGAUUAUUUUGAUUUUUUGCCUUAAUUUGACACAGAAUUUCUUACCACCAAAAAGCUCUGUACAACCAAUUCAGAUAAAUAAAAAUCUGCACAUUGGAAUGAAACAAUGAAUAAAAAAUCAAUUAAAUAAACUUUUUUAUCACUAUAUUUGAAUGAACAUGUCAUUUUCCUCAUCAGGAAAUGGGUCAUUGUGACUUUAAGGAUCUGCUUCAUCACCAACCACCAAUGAGGGAGGGCACUGAGUUGCUUAGCAACAGGGCCCAUACAAACAAACUUUGAAAGCAACUGAGUUAGACAUCAUGCUCAUUUGUAGAUGUAGGUCAAGCUAAUUAUGAUGUUCAGCUGUUCUUGAUUUGUUUGUUUCUAGCCCAUUGUUUUUAAAUUGUUCUUCCUGUCAUGGCUGAUAUCACGAUGUGUGAGCCCCUUAAACUUUACAAUCUCCUCAACCAGUGCAGGUGUGUGUCAAGGCUGGCAGAGAUCAACUACCUCUGUUUGAUUGAUGCUCGUGAAACCCGAGAUUACAACACGAGUCACAUCAUAACAGCUAAAAAUGUCAAAAUGGAUUCAGAAGGCAAAUUCCUCCUGCCAGUGGCUGUGGAGGUUGACAGUAUGCAGCACGUGGUGGUCUAUGAUAGCAAUGCCAGCUGUUUGCAGGAGCAAGGCAGAGCAGUUGAAUGUGCCCAGGUGCUGGCUAAAGCUAGCCUGUAUCCAGUCCACAUUGUGAGAGGAGGCUUUCAGAGGUUCUCAGCGCUCUACCCUUUCUUAAGGACUGAGAAAAUUAUGUACACCAUCACAGAGCUGGAAAACCUGAAGACUUAUCCAGUGGAGGUCAUAGCAGGACUGCUGUAUAUGGGUGACCAGAAACAAGGCACAGACUCCAGUAUCCUCAAAGACCUGAAAAUCAAGGCUGUCAUCAGCAUCUCACUGAGUGACACUCUGGAAUCUAGGUCAAUAAAAUGGAGCCAGACCAUCCUCAGCAUCCCUGUUGCUGACUCAGUGGAGUCUGAUUUGUAUUCAAAUUUUGAAAGGAUUUGUAGUUUUAUUGGGUCACACAUCAACAUGGGCUCUCGUGUCCUGAUAGUUUCCAGGCAGGGCAGAAGCCGCUGCAGUGCUCUGACCAUUGCUUUUCUCAUGCACCACCUCAAAUACACACUGGAGGAGGCCUGGAAGUACAUGCUCAAAUGUAAACCCACCAUGAGGCCAAACACCGGGUUUCUACAGCAGCUUUCAGAAUGGGAGCUUCACACCAUGGGAACAAAAGUCACCGAUAUGUCUGAACCGCAUUUUUAACAAAGGAAUGUGACUAGUUCAUAUUCAGUAAAGAAAACGGAUUUCAGUCGCAUUGCAUCAUCAUUAUUAUUAUUAUUAUUAUUAUUAUUAUUAUUAUUAUUAUUCCAGGGACAUCUCUUCUGUUGUUCCAUUAAGAGACUUAUUCUUAAAACAUAGGCUGCAGCUCUACAAGACUGAGUGAAUUUCAAGAUUACAUAUGCAGCCUUGUUACAUCUCGACAAUCAAGCACAUAUUGUUUUAGAUUUUUUUUUUCCUGGUAAUACUUUAGAAUGCAGCCUGGGAUUUAGAGUGUAAUUUUCUUGUAUGAAUUAGGUACCAAUAAAAUAGUUACCAUGGUUACGACUAUGGGGAACAAAGAAGUAACAACUGGGCAUUUUAGAGGAAAGGAGAAAUAAAUUAGACUAAGUACUUUUGUAAAUACUGUGUGCUGAGUGCCUACAGGGGAUAGUACUGGAGACAUAUGGUGUAAACCUCGUUCAUACUAUGUAAUUAAAGAGUAAAAAGGGGAGAACAGCUAUAUUAAAGUGCACAUUUCACUCAUUAAUAAACAUUAUUGCAGUGUGUGGGAGAAAACAAUAUAAUAAAGGCUACCUCAGUUACACCAACCCUACUGGGAUUUAUUAUCCUUUCUCCCACUUAACUGUAUGAUCUUUAAUAAAGAGAAAUGGGUCUAUAUUUUGAAAAAAUUCUCCUGGCAGGCAUGAUGGUUCUGCAAUGAAGGUGUGCUGCAGUAGAAAACAAGCACACCUUUCUCAAGUGCACAGCUAUGAAGGGUUUUACUGUCAUCUGAGAGGGAAGAAUAUUAUGAAGUAUAUGUGAUGGUGUAACAUACAGAAUUAUUUUAAUUCAUGAUAUGGUAUGAAUACGACAUGUGGUCUGUUCACCACUUUUACCUCUUUAAUCACAGAACAUGGAUGUUAAAACCAUUUCCCCAAAUUUAAGUUCUGUUUACUUAUGAUAUCAUUUCAAAAACUCUGCAAGGAUGAACUGUGUACAGAAUGCGAGGAGACAAAAAGAAACGGACAAAGAAAGUGACAGUGUCACCUAGUGCUUUCUAUACUUAUAUCCUUGUGUACUCUUUUGCAUUCACAAAACCUCCAAGCCUCAUACAGUCCUAAAUGUCAUUUUGUGCUUGAGUCCAUACAUGGGUCUAUGAGAGGUGCUAACAAUACUGGAGAUGACAGUUCCCCCCUGUCUACAGAGUUACACAACAUCAGCUCUAAAAAUAUAGGCCACAUGCAGAUAGUGAGUAAUUUAUCGCCCUGAAAGUCACCUUGCAGGUGACAUAGUGCCCUCCAUGUAGAAACCGAACAAACAACAUGAGUCAUUCAAAUGGUUGUUCCUGUUAUAGAUGGCUGAGCUCAGGGCCAUAAAUCUGGGGUUAAACUCGGCGAAUGAGGCUGAAUUCAUAGGAGCGGUAGUGCUGCCUACCAGGCCGAACUCAGGGAAACAACUUAUAGACAUUCAAACGAGAUCACUGACGGGACGUCUGAUUGGACCACGCAGCUGCAAAUUAGCAUGUCCAGUGAGCACGACGCACGCGGUUUUGUAAAAGGUACCAUCGUUAGCGUUGAUACAACCGGAAACUUUACGUGGCCUCAAAAAUAAAAGCUCAAAGAUUGCCAUUCUUAAAAUGUUUUAGACUGGAACUUUAUUCAAUUUCAGAUAUAUACAAAUAUACAGAUUAAAAGAAUUAGUAAAGUAAAAUUAUCUGUAGGACCUGGUCAAGGUGCUGCAUGCUCAUCUACAGUACUGAAAAAAGAAAAAUAUAUAAAUACAUUUAUAACAACAUAUCAAAUUAAAAUAAAGUAAACAUGGAUUUACAUAAUCUGACUGUAUAAUCAAUCAUAAAGUCACGUGGUUUGUCUAGAAUUGAUUUAUUUCAGAAUACCUCACUGAGAAAAGGGAAACAAAUUAAAAGACUUGAAAAGGUAAAAUUUUAUUUACUUUAUUCUUUUCUAUUUUUUCAGUGUCUCUUUAAAUAAGAAUGGGAAUAAACAUAAGUAGCACUACAAUUAAAAAUAGAGUAGUUUUAGUCUAUGACUUGUAUUUGAACAUUUCAUAGGAUGUUACACCACUUUUUGGCAUUUAUCAGAGGUGCAAACUAAUAAUGAGAAUAAAUCUGCUAUUUAUUAGAUUUGCAAUAUCUGUGUCCACUUGUCAGUGUCAUAUUAGAUUCUCAUUAUUAUAUGAAUUCUCUGAUGUACUUCAACCAUCAUCAGCAGAAUGUCUUGCUGCAGAAUUUUGUUCCUAUUUCAACCAAUUUCCUAUUAUUUAUCCCUAUUUAUAAAAUGAUGCAUUAUAAACACGUUAGAUUGUUUCCCUUGUUAAUUAUUCCUGUAGAUUUGAAGAUUUUACAUAAAUAAAUUACACAAAAAAAUAUAUAAGCAGUGAGGAUUUUUUAAUUAUACAAUAUAGCAGAUGUAGGGUCUAUUUAUCUUAUGGGCUAUUCCUCUACGCUUUCAGUCAUUGUGAUCACUUGAGAAUUGCUUUAAAAAGUAACUUGAUAAAUAUUAUUGCUCACACUCAGCCUAUAACUUCUUUUUUUUUUUUUUUUUUUAACAGCUGUCUCUGAGAGUG
Seriola aureovittata is the source of this 5450-nucleotide messenger RNA. RefSeq names its product serine/threonine/tyrosine interacting-like 1 (gene styxl1). The transcript is spliced from 8 exons. NCBI's taxonomy places the organism in Eukaryota, Metazoa, Chordata, Actinopteri, Carangiformes, Carangidae. Gene Ontology annotation, cellular component: mitochondrion. The record is from RefSeq and is a predicted model, not a curated record. Gene Ontology annotation, biological process: negative regulation of cytoplasmic stress granule assembly; positive regulation of intrinsic apoptotic signaling pathway; protein dephosphorylation. Bases 1977 to 2870 code for a protein of 297 amino acids. Gene Ontology annotation, molecular function: protein tyrosine/serine/threonine phosphatase activity; protein phosphatase binding; protein phosphatase inhibitor activity.